Molecule: messenger RNA, 492 nt
Organism: Penicillium paradoxum
Lineage: Eukaryota; Fungi; Ascomycota; Eurotiomycetes; Eurotiales; Aspergillaceae
Product: EXPERA domain-containing protein
Exons: 4
Coding region: 1-492 (163 amino acids)
Cellular component (GO): endoplasmic reticulum
Source: RefSeq, a predicted model, not a curated record
AUGCCCAUCUGCAGUCGCAAACGCGACCUAGCCUAUCUCCUGUUCUUCGUCACUCAUAUUCCAAUCAUCUUCUUAAUUGACACCGUCCCCCUUCAACCAGCCUUCCUGCAGACCAACCUCUCCCAUCAACUCCGCGAAUUCUAUAUCGCAACCUACCACGACAAGUUCUUCGAGGACCCCGCGCCAACAUGGUUCACCGUCUUCAUCUGGAUGGAGCUGCUCUACCAUGUUCCCGCCUCCAUCUGGGCCAUCCGGGGCCUGCGUAAAGACCAUCCCCUCAUCCCUGUGCAUUUGCUCGUCUUCGGAAUCCAAGCUUUCCUCACCUCGCUGACAUGUCUGGUGGACGUAUGGAGCUGGUCCGAUCGCUCCGUCGCCCAAAAACAGCAAAUCACCAUGCUGUAUGCUCCCUACGUGGCGCUGGGCGGCCUGAUGGCCCUAGACAUGGUCUUCCGUCUCCGCGACAAACUCAUGCCGAAAAGCAAGCGGGAGUAA